AUGAAGAGAUUUAAUUGGGGAGAAAAUAAUUUCCUAAUUUAUAUGUUCAUAGGGUGCUACUUCCUAGAAUUUUUGUUUAUAUUACCUAAUUUUUUGUGUUUUCAAUUACCUCAUGUUGUAACUAACGGCAACAGCGAAAGUUCCAGUAACUCCUCAUUAUCUACUCAACAUUAUAUUUGUUGGUCUCAAUUCCAAUUGAGUUUUAAAAGUUGUACCCAUGUGUCAAAAAAGUUUUUAGAAAGUGCUCAAGAGCUAUUGAAGUUAUUAUCAUAUUUGGCUUUAGAUUUGAAUGUCACCGACAAUAAAACAUACGAAGUGAUGCAUAAUGACCAGUUGAUAAGCACUUUCAAUACAAGUGAUUUAUAUAAGAUCAAUUUUUUUGGCUAUUGUAAGAAAAAUAAAAAUACAAAUUACAUCUAUUGUAUAAACAAACUUCAAGGUUUAAAUUUACCAAUGAUAUUUAUAAAGGAUAUUGGACUUCAAUUUGGAAGAAUUUCCACUAGAAACGCACAACUAGUAAGCGAUUCACUUUUAUUUAUCUGUGAAAAAUUCAUUCAAUUCAUUAACUCAUACUCGAGUAAUAAUAAUCGCAAUUAUGAAGAUAAUAUUUAUGAUUAUAUUCUGAGGAGAAUUUUUAAUAUUGAAAAAUACGAGAAGAUGGAAAAUUCAAUUCGUACGUUGCAACAAUACACUAAAAAAUAUAUUUUAUUCAAAAAAAUUAUCCUUUCUGUUAAUAGUAUACUAUUCAUUGAAUUAUUAUUAUGUAUAUUGGGAGGCUUGGUAUGCAUAGUAUCAUUGCUACUAACAUUAUCGCAAAAUUCUAGAGUUCAAAGAUAUCAAAUAGUUUUUCUCAGCACAAGUACCAUUAUUCAGACUAUUACUUUAUUAUUAUCGAUUACCAUUAAUUUAUUUAUAAUAAUAUAUUGUAGGAAAUUAGGAAACUUGACAUAUUUUGACAACAGUAAUACCACUAACAAGAAUGACACUGAAAUAUUUAAUGUUUCUAUGGAUACAGGUUUUUAUAUAAAUAUUUGUAGAACCUUAUUUCAGGUUAUGGUUUUGGCCAUACAUUUGAUAAUGCCAACAUGUACUAAUAUUACUAUUAGCAAUACAAUCACAAAGAAGGAUGUUGAAGACUGUGACAAUGAGGAACUUAUGUCCAAAAAGGGGCACUCUUCUUCCCCUUUUUUAAAUGAAAAUAAUAUAUAA
Molecule: messenger RNA, 1209 nt
Organism: Saccharomycodes ludwigii
Lineage: Eukaryota; Fungi; Ascomycota; Saccharomycetes; Saccharomycodales; Saccharomycodaceae
Gene: SMA2
Product: Sma2p
Exons: 1
Coding region: 1-1209 (402 amino acids)
Source: RefSeq, a predicted model, not a curated record